Messenger RNA from Sclerotinia sclerotiorum 1980 UF-70, 1326 nucleotides. RefSeq lists its product as hypothetical. The coding region runs from base 1 to 1326 and encodes 441 amino acids. NCBI's taxonomy places the organism in Eukaryota, Fungi, Ascomycota, Leotiomycetes, Helotiales, Sclerotiniaceae. Gene Ontology annotation, molecular function: transmembrane transporter activity. Gene Ontology annotation, cellular component: membrane. The transcript is spliced from 7 exons. The record is from RefSeq and is a predicted model, not a curated record. Gene Ontology annotation, biological process: transmembrane transport.
AUGAGUAAAUUAUCUACACCUCCAUCUAGCAGUAUCGAUGCCAUGGAACCCGAGAAAGUCGAGCGCGUCGCAACGCAGGAUAAAGUGCCCGGUCAUAGUAAUUACUAUGAGAAGAAUGGACUGCGUGCAUACGGCGAUGAUGAAGAUCAUUAUCACGAACCUAAAGAUGUAGGAGCUAAAUUUCUGGGUUCAGGCGCCAUUCCACCUUAUAUUUAUUCUGACCUUGGUGGAACAGAUAGGUGGAUAUGGUUUGUCCUCGCAAAUCUCCUUGCUUUAGCGGGAGUAUGUCCAUUUGUCGGAAGUCUCUCUGAUCUCCUCGGGCGCCGUUAUGUCGCACUCCUAGGAGCUGUAUUUGUUGCCAUUGGUAUGAUAGUUUGUUCAACCGCUCAGACUAUGAAUACAUUUAUUGGAGGAAUGGCUAUUGCGGGAAUUGGAGCUGGCAUUAAUGAACUCACUGCUUUAGCUGCAACAUCCGAGUUAGCACCUACCUCAAAACGUGGAACCUACGUCGCCGUCCUCGUUUUCACCAUCAUUCCAUUUUGUCCCUCAGUUUUGUGGGGCCAACUCAUCGCCUCGCAUGCAGGAUGGCGUUGCAUUAUCAUGUUCUGGCCUACUCAGGCCUUCAAUGUAUAUGGGCAUGAUCCUGUUGGUGUGGGUAUCAGAGGAAUACCAGUUGGCUUCUCAAUUCUAGCCGGAGCUUGUAUCGCGUUGUGGUUACUAAGUGUGCUACGAGGUAGAAAUAAGGAAUUGAUGAUUGCAAGUUCGAUAUUAAUGACAGCCGGAUGUGGUGCCCUUGCAUGCGCCAAUAGAUACAACCUAUCAACAUUAUGGAUUUUGCUCAUCAUCGCUGGAUUGGGAAUCGGUGGAAUUGUCGUGCCAGCUUCGAUAAUAACCACGAUAAUAUGUCCCGACGACUUGAUCGCAACCGUUACUGCCCUUACCCUCUCCAUCCGAGUUAUCGGUGGCAGUAUAGGUUAUUGUGUCUACUACAACAUCUUCGUAAGCAAAUUUAUUCCUGCUGCCACGUUGCAUAUUGGAGGCCUGAUGGCUCGAGAACUCCAUAUCAGAAACAGAACUCUUAUUCAUGAAGCCAUUGAGUAUACAGCUCAUGCUCUACUGCCACUGCUCAAGACCAUUCCAGGUAUUGCCGGGAAUGAAACUGCGUAUCAGAUGGUUGUGAUCGCAGGACAGGAGGCAUAUGCUGAAAGCUAUGUUUACGUGUACUAUGCGAGCACGGCAUUUGGGGCUGUGAGCAUUUUGGCGGCGUGUUUUCUGGGUGAUAUCAAUGCAUAUAUGGAUGACCAUGUAGCUGUGGUAAUGCAUUGA